UUUGUUUUGGGCGUUUUUCCAUUCAUCACAAAAGUCUUUGCAGAAUCAUAAUUCGUGUUUUGUUUAAUUUUCCUUUCAUAUUUUAGUUUCAAUCCAUUUCAUUUUCUUUAAAGUUUAAGAAUAAUUCAAGAAUAUGUUAUAAAAGAUAAAAUAAGCGAGAAUGACUUCUGUAAGAGCAAUAAAAAGGAAAUCUUUGCAAAGACAAAAUAUAAACAAAGACGACACUUUGUUCAGUUCUUGGCCAUGUAUCGCGGUAAAAAAAAGUUUCUCAUUGAAAAGAUCUAAAUCUGAAUCUGACCUCAGAGAUGUUAUACCAUCAAAGAGUGAUUUGAAGCGUCUUGCGAAAUCAGAAAGGAAUAUAAAAACAUUAUAUUCUAACUUCACGACGUCAACACCUUAUAGCAAUCUUUUGACCCCACCAAGUCCCGUGUCUCCAUCUCAAGAAAACGUCAUGGAUAUCAGUUGUAACUUCAGUGUAAUCUCUGAUGGAGAUAAAAUUAAAAUUCCCAUCGUGGGUUAUGAAGUGAUGGAAGAAAGAUCUCGGUUUACUAUUUUCAAAUUACGAAUAGAAAACUAUGAGAAGAAUAACUUUUGGCUUGUUCUUCGACGCUUCACUGACUUUACGAGGUUGCAUACAAAGUUGAAGUCGAUGUUCCCAGAUGUGAAUCUCGUUCUGCCAAAGAAGAAGUGGUUUGGUAACAAUUUCAGUUCCGGAUUUUUAGACACGCGUAUCACGGGAUUACAAACAUUCAUCAAUGAUAUUUUGGGUAAUUCUAAAUUAAGAAACUGUGCUGUUGUUCGGGAGUUCUUCUGCUUAGAUGAUCCUCCGAUGUACAGUGAAUCAAUGGAAGAGUGUAAAGCUAUUUUCGAAGCUCAAGAAGAAAUGAUUGCUAAUCUUAAGUUACAACUUAAGGCAAAAGAUGAGACUAGACCAGAAGGUUCUCAGUCAUCAACUCCACAAGCAAAUAGCACCAGUUCCGCGUUUAGUUUGGAAAGUCGUAUGAAAUAUAUUUCAUAUUAUAACUUUCCCUAUUGUGAUGAGUCUGUUAAAUAUGAAAAAGUAGCUAAGAUUGGUCAAGGAACGUUCGGGGAGGUAUUCAAAGCAAGAGCUAAAAACGAUACUAAGUUCGUUGCUAUGAAAAGAGUCCUCAUGGAAAAUGAGAAAGAAGGAUUUCCCAUUACAGCAUUACGUGAAAUUCGUAUUCUUCAACUUUUGAAACAUGAAAACGUUGUUAAUCUGAUAGAAAUAUGUCGAACGAAAGCUAACAAAAACAAUAAUUACAAAUCAAUAUUUUAUUUAGUUUUUGACUUUUGUGAACACGAUUUGGCCGGAUUGUUAUCAAAUGUCAAUGUAAAAUUCAGCUUAGGAGAGAUUAAAAAAGUUAUGAAACAAUUGUUGAAUGGUCUUUAUUACAUUCAUUCGAAUAAGAUUCUACAUCGAGAUAUGAAAGCAGCAAAUGUAUUGAUAACAAAGACUGGUGUAUUGAAACUAGCAGAUUUUGGUUUAGCUCGAGCAAUAAGCAUUUCAAAGAGUGGCCAACCAAAUCGAUAUACAAACAGAGUCGUCACUUUAUGGUAUCGUCCACCAGAAUUACUUCUUGGUGAUAGAAAUUAUGGACCACCAGUUGAUAUGUGGGGAGCGGGAUGUAUAAUGGCUGAAAUGUGGACAAGAUCGCCAAUUAUGCAAGGUGCGACAGAACAACAACAACUUACACUUUGUGCUCAACUUUGUGGGUCAUUUACGCCUGAAGUAUGGCCAGGUUUAGAUAAACUCGAUCUUUAUCCUAAGAUGGAAUUGCCGCUCAAUCACAAAAGAAAGGUUAAAGAGAGAUUGCGACCAUAUGUCAAAGAUCCACAUGCAGUUGAUCUUCUCGAUCAAUUGCUAAUCCUUAAUCCGGAGAAAAGAAUAAAUGCUGAUGAUGCACUCAUGCACGACUUCUUUUGGACUGAUCCAAUGCCUUCAGAUCUUGGAAAGAUGUUAUCACAAUUAACGCAAAGUAACUUCGAAUUCCUUGCUCCUCCACGCCGUUCCACUCAGAUGAUGCAUCGUUAUCAACAACAAACAGCUAACGCAAUCGCUCAACGACCACAAGACAACAGUUAUCAAGAUCGCGUUUAUUAAUCUUCAUUUUCCUUCCCAUGAAUUGUUCUAAAUUCAAUGUGAAUAAUUGCACUGAAAUAAAACUUAAAAGAUUUAAGUCAAAAA
This is a messenger RNA of Clunio marinus, 2206 nucleotides long. NCBI's taxonomy places the organism in Eukaryota, Metazoa, Arthropoda, Insecta, Diptera, Chironomidae. The record is from the annotation of a GenBank genome assembly.